AUGUCACCACCGCGCGUCAUCAUCAUCGGUGGCGGCUCCCGCGGCAAGGUCUACGCCAAGUCUAUUCAGAUUUGCACCUCUGCCGUUGUUGCCGCCGUGGCCGAGCCAGUUCCUUAUAAACGCCAGUUCUUCGCCAAGUCCUUUAUCCACACCCACACCCCUCCCGCCGCUGGCCAACAGUUUGCGCAUUGGGACGAAUUCGUCGCCUGGGAGUCAGAUCGCCGGAAGCGCGAGGCCGCCGGCGAGCCUGUGCCCCUGGCAUCGAUACUGCUUUCGUCUGUGUACUCGACGAGGACCACCGAGAUGUCAUCGUCGCCCUAG
Parascedosporium putredinis is the source of this 321-nucleotide messenger RNA. The record is from the annotation of a GenBank genome assembly. NCBI's taxonomy places the organism in Eukaryota, Fungi, Ascomycota, Sordariomycetes, Microascales, Microascaceae.